Molecule: messenger RNA, 3302 nt
Organism: Linum trigynum
Lineage: Eukaryota; Viridiplantae; Streptophyta; Magnoliopsida; Malpighiales; Linaceae
Source: the annotation of a GenBank genome assembly
CAAAAAUUCCAGUGGCCACGGCGGACUGUUACACCAAACUUCGACGGACUUCUCAACGCCCUUUCUUCAAACAUCUCUCCCAAACUCCCAGCUACCGCCUUCCUUUCACUCCUCCCCUCUUCAGCUCUUCGCUUCCUUCAAUCACCGGGGAAGAAAUGCAGAGCGCCGCCUUCACCACCUCCCCUUCCUUCCUCCGUCCGCUCCGGACUUCCCCGCCCACCAACAACCCUAGGUUGGGCUUCCGCUUCAACCCAAUUCGAGCUACCGGCCGGAACGAUCUCGGCGCUGCUUCCUCCAGCAAUGUCGUUUUCCCCCGCCGGUCCUGGUCCCUCGGCUCCCCUGCCUCCUCCAAGCUCCAACUCAGGCCAUGGAACCCUCUGCCUCCGCUUGAGAAGAGGGCGGAACGGUUCGAGGUGAAGGCUACUGCUGAGGCCGCCGGUGAGGAAGACAAGUCCUCUAGCUUCACCAAGACUUUGGUGCUCGGAUCGUUGUUUGGGCUUUGGUACCUGUUCAACAUCUACUUCAACAUCUACAACAAGCAGGUCUUGAAAGUCUUCCCUUAUCCCGUAACGAUUACCGCGAUCCAGUUUGCUAUGGGUACUGCUCUUGUUACUUUCAUGUGGACUUUCAACCUCUACAAGAGGCCAAAAAUUAGUGGCGCUCAGCUUGCUGCAAUCGUGCCUCUUGCGGUUGUACACACGCUUGGUAAUCUCUUCACUAACAUGAGUCUUGGGAAAGUGGCCGUUUCGUUCACUCACACUAUCAAAGCUAUGGAGCCAUUCUUCUCGGUUCUUCUCUCUGCAAUGUUCCUUGGUGAGUUUCCUAGUCUUUGGGUGGUUUCUUCUCUUUUACCAAUUGUUGGCGGAGUGGCACUGGCAUCUAUGACUGAAGCCUCAUUCAAUUGGGCUGGUUUUUGGACUGCAAUGGCUUCCAAUGUGACCAAUCAAUCUCGUAAUGUCCUGAGCAAAAAAGUCAUGGUGAAGAAAGAGGAUUCUAUGGACAACAUCACCCUCUUCUCAAUCAUAACAAUUAUGUCAUUUAUUUUGCUGGCUCCUGUGGCUCUCUUUAUGGAAGGUGUCAAGUUCACUCCAGCUGCCCUCCAAUCCGCUGGAUUAAACGUUAAACAAGUGUGCACUAGGUCACUUCUUGCUGCUCUAUGUUUCCAUGCCUAUCAGCAGGUUUCCUAUAUGAUAUUGCAGAGGGUAUCACCUGUAACCCACUCAGUCGGCAACUGUGUGAAGCGAGUGGUGGUCAUUGUGAGCUCUGUUAUAUUCUUCCAGACACCUGUUUCACCUGUCAAUUCUCUAGGCACCGGGAUAGCUUUAGUUGGAGUGUUCCUAUACUCGAGAGUGAAGAGCAUUAAGCCAAAGCCAAAGCCAAAGGAAGCUUGAAAACGUGUUGUGGAUAAAUUUUGUUUUUGCGGAAUUGGGGUUUCUUUCGUUCGUUCGUUGAUAGCGCCAUUGUUAUAUGUUUUCUUGCAUUCGAAGGAACGCAACUGUUUCAGACCAAGCGAGGAACUUCAGGGUUAGGUUGUGUAUGUGUGUUUUUCUUGCUCUGUUUUUUUUUUUUUUUUUUUUUUUUUUUUUGGUGUUUGAUCCCCCAUUUUGAGGACGAGGAUAUUGUGAUGUGGAGGUGGCUUAGCUGGGUUAGGGUUUUUACUGAGAAUAAUUGUACACAACCUGGUUAGCGCAAAUUUGAGUAGGGGAAAUAUCUCGGUUGGCAAAUUUCUUUGGCAAGUUGUACGUUUGGUGUUAUUGGACCACUGCACAGGCGUUGUUUUGUGUCUAUUGGUUCUUGUCCUUGAAUCUGGCCGGUAAAAGGUCCUGAUUCAUGCGUAGUUUCCAUGCAAAAUAUUUUUUUCUAGAGGUGGGCAACGAGAAACGAGUAUUUGGGUAUACCCAUACCCGUUCCUUUUUUUAAGGGUUACGGGUACACAUAUUACCCGUAAUAUUAUAAACGGAUGGGACUUUGGAUUGUGCAUUCCUAAUAUGGGUACCCGCAGGUUACCCGCGAAUACCCGUUUAGGUAAUAUGGGUACCUGUUAUACCCAUUCAAUACAAAUGCAGAAAUUUAAUUUAGCCCAACCCAAUUCAAAAUCCAUUGGUCAUUUCGGCCCUUACCCUUUCAAUUUCAAUUCCAUUUGGGCCCUUACCCUUUCACUGACAUGUUUGGUGAAUUCGUAGAGAGAGUUGGGAUGUGUUUGAAAUGAGGCAACGGGUGUCCAUUUACAGUCUGGGAUCAUUGUGUACUUAAUUAAGGAACUUGGAUCAUCCCAAUAUUGCUCCUAAUUAUUCUUCUUUGCAGGACAGCAACAAGUGAAGGACAGUUGCAACUGCAGAAGGGAGAAUAGCAGCAGCCUGCAGAAGGGAGAACGACAUUAGCAAUAGCAGUCUGUAGAAGCAGCGGCGGAUCCAGAACACAGAAGUGCACUAGGCUUCAUUUUAUUAGAAAAAUAGAAUAGUAAAAAAAAUAUAAUGAUUAUAAUUUUUUUACAAUGUAAAUUGUACACGACGGUAUUUUAAUUUAGCGAAUGCAUUAAUAAUAGAGUCUACGUCCAUACCAAUAGUAUACACUAUUUCAAAUAAAAUACUUGAGCAAUCGACUAGAAAUCCAUCGCUCAUUUUGUUGCGCAAAUCAAUUUUCACAUGUUUCGUUGUUGAAAAGGUUCUAUUCGUAUUAGCUGUUGAAACGAGGAGCAUCAACACUAGACAAAUCAAUCUACUAAUCAAUUUGCAUUGUGUAUCCAUCUCUAUAUCCACCAGCUGCUCUAGUAAAUUUUCCAAGGUAACAAACCUCAUAUAUGUUUUAGUCUUUUACGUUUUAAACUUUUUGAAUUUUUAGGUUUCAUUAUUUUUUUUAGACGAAUAACCUUUGGGGUUAGAAUUUAUAAGCUAAAUUUAGAGUAGUGAAUUUGAAUAUGUUCAUCUGAAUUAUUUUUCUAAUUAUACCCAAUCUUAUUUUAAAAUAACAACGACCCGAAUAUCUAAAAUCGAAAAAUUCAUAAGGCCUAUACUAACUAUGGAUCCAGAGGAGGGCUGGGCCGGGGCCCGGGGUGGCCACCCCCUGGAUCCGCCACUGUGUAGAAGGCAGAAAUGUAGUAGCAGCAGCUUGCAGAAAGUAGCAGCAUGCCUCCCAUUUGGUUGUGUUGAAUGAAACUUCUUUUUUGAUAAUUUGGUGCUUGGAAUGAUUUACUUCUAUGUGUUGUGAUUGUUCACGAAUGUGUAAUUUGCAAACCAAGUAUUUGUGAUUGGGAUGUAUUUUGUGUCUUGUGAUUGUUAAGCAAAUACAAGUUAAGUUUAAAC